AUGGCGCGCGUCUCGCUCGUAGUCGUCGUAGCUCUUGCAGCCGUAGUCAUCGACGCCGCCAUGGCACAGAGGCCGACGCUGCCGCCGACAAUUUUUCCUCCACCUGUGCCGACGACGCCGCCACCGGCCGUAGUCGUUCCUCCUUCUAUGCCGACCCCGCCGCCGGCUGUUCUUCCUCCGCCUCUGCCGGCGACGCCGCCGCCGGCGCCACCGGCCGUCGUCCCUCCUGUGCAGCCGCCGCCUGCCAUCGUUCCUCCUUCGCUGCCGCCGAUGCAACCGCCGGCCAUCGUUCCUCCCGCUCUGCCUCCGAUGCCACCGCCGGCCAUUCUUCCUCCCGUUAUGCCGCCGAUGCCACCGCCGGCGCCGUCUGUGCCGCCGACGAACCUGCCGUGCGUGGCGGAGCUGGCGCCGUGCUCCGAGUUCUACCAGAACGCGUCGGUGGAGCCGACGGAGGCGUGCUGCACGCCGCUGAAGAAGGCGUACGAGAGCGAGGUGGGAUGCCUGUGCUCCGUGCUGAAGAACCCGGCGAUGGUCGGCGUCGACACGAAGAAGGGGUUGGGCUUGUUCGAGCGAUGCGCCGUCAAGGUUCCCGCCGACGUGUGCAGCAGCCAUGCAGCUCCAGCACCAGCCAGCAGUCCUCCCACACCAACUCCAAAUUCAGACAGCAGUUCCGCUCCUCAUGCGGCCCAGUGGAUGGCAUACUCGGGAUUCUUGGGCGUCAUUGUGGCUAUUUACGCUCUUGUGUAA
Molecule: messenger RNA, 747 nt
Organism: Oryza brachyantha (malo sina)
Lineage: Eukaryota; Viridiplantae; Streptophyta; Magnoliopsida; Poales; Poaceae
Product: proline-rich receptor-like protein kinase PERK2
Exons: 3
Coding region: 1-747 (248 amino acids)
Source: RefSeq, a predicted model, not a curated record